This is a messenger RNA of Dreissena polymorpha, 2613 nucleotides long. RefSeq lists its product as uncharacterized. The transcript has 8 exons. NCBI's taxonomy places the organism in Eukaryota, Metazoa, Mollusca, Bivalvia, Myida, Dreissenidae. Bases 1454 to 2338 code for a protein of 294 amino acids. The record is from RefSeq and is a predicted model, not a curated record.
UUGGCAAUAAAUGUUGUAGUAAAUGUAAUAGGCACAAAUGCAGUACUUACCGGUAUUUACACUAAUUUACACAAAAAAUCACCACUAUGCAAGAUAUUCUGACACCAAAAAUAUAUACAUUGAUCCGUAAAAUUACUUCUCCUCCCAUAAGCGAAAAAAACGUAUUACAUACGAGUCUCCGCACUUCAGUGCGACGCCAAUUAAUGGUUUGGCUUUACAAUAUCAUCGUUAACAAUCCAUAUUACUUUUUUUUCUUGUAACUCCAGCAUGGUGGAAAACUAAAAUUAACAUUGAAGAUGCUAGUCUUCUUAUCCAUGAUUGGUUAAAUUAUGUCUUGAUGUGCACAUGACUUUUAUAAUGUAUUGUUCUAAACCUAUAAAUAUGUUUAACUAAUAUUCGAUAAACCUUGUUGUGGGACGCGUUAAGCUAAAACGUUUAAUUUCGGGCGCCGAAGGUUACACUGAUCCGUAUUUCACGGAGGCUAGUCAAAACAGCGCCUAGUCAAAAUGACCGAAAACUUGGUCAAAACGGCCCCAAAUUUGGUCAAAACGGGCCCACUUUGGUCAAAACGGCCCCAAAGACAGUUAUUAAGUUGGUCAAAACGGCCCCACAUUUGGUCACAACGGCCCCACUCUUAGUCAAAACGGCCCACAGAUAGUCAAAACGGCCCCACAUUUAGUCAAAACGGCCCCACAUAUAGUCAAAACGAAUUCGAAAAUCAGAAGAAAAAAUAUAUAUGAAAUGUACUUCUGUUAUUUUCUUAGUUGAGUCUGCAAUUACAACUUUAAAGGAUUUAAUUUUUAUUUUACGUACAUACAAACAUAUCAUACAAAUAUUGAUUGCGCCUUAUUAUAUAAUAAUUCUAAAUUGUCUCUACUUGAUCCCCCAGUACCGAGGGACCAUGUUGAGGACGUGGCAGUAACCUUCACGUUGAUACCCGGUGGCUCCCAGAAGGGGAAAGACCUCCUCUAGGACAGCCACGGAUACUCAUAUGUGUUGGAGGAACGCAGGAAUGCGACGACCAGAUGGCGGUGUUCGGUGCAAAACAAGUCACAAGUGUGUGUUGCCGUUGAAACAGAAAAGGGUGGCACGUACAACCCCGCAACCAAGGCGCAUAGCCACCCCCAGAUGCGACUAAACAAGUUACAUCUGCAGCACUAACGAAAGAUUGAACUUUCUGCAGAUGAUGAUUAGCCAGUCAGAUGGAAAGCACACGCAUGUCAUUAAUUAAGCGAUUAUUUCAUUUUAGGCCAAAACGGAAGGAGUUCUAAACCCAUACAAGUCGGCGAAGACUAUAGUCGUAGAGAGCGUUCGCGGUGCAGGGCCAUGCGUUGACCCGAUAAACAAUGACCAACUAGCAAGACGCGUUAACCGUGCCAGAGAAGCAACACGACCAGAAGAGUCAACGGAUCUGAACUUUGAGCUUAACAGUGACGCCAUACCCGAAGAUUUUAUGAAGAGAGACCUCGUCGUCGAUGAUUGUAGACACAUCGUAUUUGCUAAAGAAACACAACUGAAGCUGUUAGCAGAAUCGAAGACGUGGUACAUGGACGGUACAUUUAAGUCCAUGAGAAAGCCUUUUGAGAUGUUGUUCACGAUCCAUGUAUUCGUUCGGAGAAGCACAAAUACCAAACAGGCGAUCCGGUCCCUCCUUGAAGUAAAUGCUGUGCAACAGAUAGUGAUUGAUUUUGAAGCUGCCAUAUGGAAGGCGUGUCGCGAGGUGUUCCCAGGUGUUCGGAUGAAAGGCUGUGCGUUUCACUGGGGCCAGGCCGUGUUCAGACAUGUUCAGAGCCUAGGGCUGACUACCGAGUACAUGAGCGAGACCGGCACUUAUGCCUUCAUUCGACAGAUGCUCUGCCUGCCGCUUCUACCAGCGGAACACAUUCGUCCGACAUUCGACAUGAUGAGCGGACUGAACACGGCGCCGCACAUCACCCCAUUGUUAGAGUACAUGUCCAACACAUGGAUAAACUCAACGGUGUCGCCAGUCGAGUCCUGGUCCGUAUAUGGACAGACAGUGCGAACCAACAAUGACGUGGAAGGUUGGCACAGACGCCUGAAUCGUCGGACUGGCUGCGCUCCACCACUCUAUACCCUCAUCCGAACCAUCCACAAAGAGGUGAUGGAAGUAGAGAACAUGAUUGCGCUUGUCAAUGAGCAGCAGCUGCAGAGGAUCCAGCGGAAAGCCAGUCAGUCGAUUCAGGCCAAGUUGUUUGCUGCUCGGGAAGAAUACAGGGCCGGGACGCUGUCCACGAGUGACCUCUUGAAGAGGUGCAGUACGUUCUACAGACCAGUGUUACCCAAGAGACCAGAGGAAGUUGAAAUGAAUGAGUUAUGAACAUAUUAAUGUCUGAAAUCAAUCAAAAUAUUGAUUAAGCUGGGCGUUUGUGUGUUUGUUUAACAGUGUUGAUAGUGUGAAAAACUGAAACAUUUUCGUUAUUUCUUGUCAAUUAUUAUGUUCGACAACUAUUAGAAUGUAAUUGAUACAAAUAGAGCAUUGUUUUCACAGAAAUAAUACAUAUAUCUCUAUGUUUUUCUUCAUUGUCAAUUAUAAUGUUUGACAACUAUUAGAAACUAUUUUAUAAUUAUUAUGUUUUACUAAAAAAAAAUACU